AUGCAGGAGACCUGGAUUGAUGCUUCUACUCUCGCGACUUCAGCUGUAGUCUAUCUCAAAGUCUCCAAUGGAGUAGGAGAGCCUCGGAUUUCUUUGGUCUGCGCGAAAACGAAAGUAGCCCCUCUCAAGCGGCUGACAAUAUCAAGACUAGAGCUCACAGCUGCUGUUCUUCUUGCCAAACUCGUGAAGUACGUCAAAGAUCAGCUUAAUCUCUCCGUAUGGAAGGAAUUUGUUAGAAACCAUGUCCAGCUCAUCCAGGAGAUUACGAACGUACAAUGGAAACUCGUUCCUGGCAAGGGGAACCCCGCUGAGUGUGCAUCUCGUGGUCUAACCACAGCUCAGCUCUCGUCGCAUAAGCUCUGGUGGCAAUGUCCAUCGUGGCUCAAGAAAAGCUCAUCGUCGUGGCCAUCUCUACACGUCUCCCCAGUGGUAUUAGACGACCUGGAGGAGAAGCCAGGUAUCAUGUUCAAUGUGAAAGUCCAGAGCCCAGAAAUCUGGGAUCUAGUCCAUCGUUACUCCUCGCUCAUUAAGCUGCUCAGAGUCACAGCCAUUUGUCAGCGUUUUAUUGCACCGCUAAACCCUGGUGGCAUCGAACAAGCUCGACUCUUCUGGAUCAAGGCCAGUCAGUCAGCGUAUUUUUCGACUGAGCUGACAACCUUGUCCAGAGCACAAAAACUUGGCGCAUCGCAUCCUCUCACUCGAUUGACAGUGUUUCUUGAUCACCAGGGAGUCCUUCGUGUUGGGGGAAGGCUAGAUUUUGCUCAGCUCGACAGCGAAAACAAGCAUCCAGUCAUUGUACCGAAGGAGUCUCGGUUUGCCCAGCUUAUCAUUAAGGAUGCUCAUCUCAGAACUCUGCAUGGAGGAACGCAGCUCACACUUGGCCAGCUCAGGCAAUCUUACUGGAUCUUCGGAGGAAGAGCUCCAGUUAGGUCGUUCAUCUUGAGUUGUGUUGCCUGCGCUAGACAGCGAGGAAUCGGAGCUCAACAGCUUAUAGGUCAGCUCCCCAUUGCCCGUCUCACCCCUGGCCACGCGUUUCUCAACACUGGAGUUGAUUACGCCGGACCAGUAUGGCUUCGCUCAUGGAAAAGACCUGGUCAUAAAUCAUACAAAGAAUGGCUCGCAAUCUUUGUUUAUAUGGCUACGUCCGCGGUGCAUCUCGAAGUCGUCUCCGACUAUACGUCUGACGGCUUUAUGUCCGCGCAUCGUCGUUUUGUUGCUCGGCGCGGGAUCUGCAAGAACCUCUUCUCGGACUGCGGAACAACUUUCUUAGAAGCCGACAAGGAGUUGAAAAAACUCUUCCCGAUGGCGUUCAAGGAAUCUGGUCGUAUGGCUCAUCUCUUGCUCAGCGACGGAACUCGGUGGUCAUUCAAUCCUUCAGGUGCUCCGCACUUUGGAGGGGAGUGGGAAGCCGCGGUGAAGUCGGUGAAGUUCCACCUCAAGCGAACGAUCGGCGACACUCUUUUGACCUUCGAGGAACUCACCACUUUGCUCGCACAGAUCGAAGCAGUGCUCAAUUCACGACCACUUGAGCCUCUUUCAGAAAAUCCCGACGACAUUAGUGCGCUCACUCCAGGAAAUUUCUUGAUUGGUCAGGCGUUGACAGCGCUAUCUGAGCCUUCUCUGGACGACUUGAACAUCGCUCGUUUGUUUCGCUGGCAACUCGUUCAGCAGAAUGUCCAGCGCUUUUGGAAAUGGUGGUCCACUAGCUAUCGUCAGCAUCUACAGUCGAAGUUGCACCACCACAGAAGAUCGUCUCGUCCUACGUUCGCUCAUCUCUACAACUGGAGUCAUCUUCAACUUCAUUCUCGACCAGACCUAGGCGAAGAUUUACGACCUUGGUCUUCGAACCUGGCCGCUGAGUGGAGGCGGGUCUGCUGA
This is a messenger RNA of Diachasma alloeum, 1878 nucleotides long. RefSeq lists its product as uncharacterized. Gene Ontology annotation, biological process: DNA integration. The record is from RefSeq and is a predicted model, not a curated record. NCBI's taxonomy places the organism in Eukaryota, Metazoa, Arthropoda, Insecta, Hymenoptera, Braconidae. The transcript is spliced from 3 exons. Gene Ontology annotation, molecular function: nucleic acid binding. Bases 1 to 1878 code for a protein of 625 amino acids.